ACCACACAUUCAUUCAAAAGUGAGUGAGUAAGUGAAAAGAGUAAGAUUGAGAGAGAGAUGGAAGAAAUGAGAGAGAUCGUGAGAUCCUACUACGCGAGGGAAAGCGAGGCCGAUAAGAAAUCAAUCAAACAAUCCUUCACCGAAAUAGACGUCAACGGCGACGGAAAUAUAAGCCUGGCAGAGUUCAAGAAGGCGAUGAGCUCGACUGACGGUGUGGUGGCCUUGUUCUUUUUUAAUAAGCUCGACUUGAACGACGACGGGUGCCUCGAUUUUGACGAGUUUCUGUGCCUUUACUACAUCGUAAAUAAAAAGGUGCCGAUACCCUUAUGCGACGGUUGCCGUGAGUUUCCGGCGGGCCCUUACUUCUCUUGCUUGCGUUGCGUUGGAAGAGGCGCCAAUUCGUACGACUUAUGUUGUUCGUGCUAUCGCAGUGGCGCUGAGUUGUCGCAUGAGCACUCGCUUGAGGACAUGGUGGAUCAUCACUGUAUCAUCAAGCUCUUCAAGGAUGAAAAAGCUAAAAACAAGAAAGAAAUAGAGGAAAUUCGCGAAAUCGCAAUAGCCCUUCACCGAGGCAGCUCUCCUGAAGUCCAAGAAUUAGCAACCGUGUUUUUCCAAGCCAUGGACUCGGACGGAGACGGCCGAGUCGAUCUGUCAGAGUUCCUAGCCUUCAUGACGGAAACGGCAAUGGCACCCUCGACUUCACCGAGGUCAUGA
Messenger RNA from Salvia hispanica, 714 nucleotides. Lineage: Eukaryota; Viridiplantae; Streptophyta; Magnoliopsida; Lamiales; Lamiaceae. The record is from RefSeq and is a predicted model, not a curated record.